This is a messenger RNA of Bufo bufo (common toad), 1859 nucleotides long. RefSeq names its product MTOR associated protein, eak-7 homolog (gene MEAK7). The coding region runs from base 83 to 1453 and encodes 456 amino acids. NCBI's taxonomy places the organism in Eukaryota, Metazoa, Chordata, Amphibia, Anura, Bufonidae. Gene Ontology annotation, biological process: TOR signaling. The transcript has 8 exons. The record is from RefSeq and is a predicted model, not a curated record.
GGGGCAGUGACGUCACCGGGAUUCUGGGCAUGACGUUGGAAGAAGUCGCAGGAGGAGGUUAGAGGCUGAUGUCUCCUCGGUGAUGGGGAACGCGGAGAGCAGCGCCUACCAGAGACGCCUGGCGCGGGUGCCGCCCGCAGAGCAGGUCCAGAUAGGGCAUAGCUUCGACAACAUGACUGCAAAUCCCAGCAAGAAAUGCGUGGGUCUGACGGCGUUCCAGGAUUCCAUUGGGCAUUCCCUUCCGGGCUCCAUGUCUCAGCGCAUUUUUCAUGGGAUGCGGAGUGUCAACAUAACCGGCAAAACCGCGGCGUGCGGUCCGGAGGUGACCAGGGAACAGUUUGUUGUCUUCAUCAUCGACCUCCUGAGAGGGACGGCCGAGGAGAAGAGCGCGGUCAUCCUGCCAAUGAUCGGCGCUGAGGGCAGCGAGCACGUAACGGGGCAGCAGGUUCAGCAGUUCCUGGAGGACCUGAUUGGCGCAGCUGUCCACGCGUUACGGCAGCAGAACGCGCUUUCCGGAUGGAGCCUCGAAAACACCCGGGACUGCGCCUCCGGGACCCGCACCCUGGCCACCCAGCUGCUGACACAGCUGCAGAAGCUGAGCGGUGGGCAGUCGCCAGACUCCGCGGAGCUCUCGUCCUUCUCCAGGGCGGCCAUUGAGGACUGGCUCUACAGGGCGCCAAUCAUCUCCACGUUCCUCAGAGUCGCCGUCGCCUCGCCGUUCUCCAUCCUGCAGCAGAAUCUACAACAGCAGAGAGAUGUCAGCAGCCUGGUGCCGCGCUGCCGCAGAGGGAGGGCGCCCGGCUUCAGCAGCCUCCUGGACCUGCCCGCCAUCCUGUACCUGAACUCCCACCUGCCCUCCGAGAUGCAGCACAAAUGGCGGCUGCUCUUCUCCACCCGGGUCCACGGCGAGAGCUUCUCCCAGCUGUGUGGCCACCUGCUGGACCAGGGACCCAGCCUUCUGGUCCUGAGGGACUCCGGCGGCUACAUCUUCGGAGGAUUCGCAGCGCAGAACUGGGAGGUGAAGCCGCAGUUCCAGGGUGACAGCAGAUGCUUCCUAUUCACCGUGGCGCCGCUCCUGGACAUCUUCACGUACACAGAAUACAAUGACCACUACAUGUACCUGAACCAUGGCCAGCAGACCAUGCCCAACGGACUGGGUAUGGGGGGGCAGCACGACUAUUUUGGACUUUGGAUUGACAGUAACUUUGGAAAAGGCCACAGCAAAGCGAAACCGCGGUGCACGACAUACAACAGCCCCCAGCUGUCCGCCACAGAGGAAUUCUCCAUAGACUCCAUGGAGGUGUGGGGGCUCGGGGACCUGUCUGAGGAGCUGCAGGUUAAGCACAAGAAGAGCAUCCUGGAUGCAGACCCAGAGGCGCAGGCGCUGCUGGAGAUGACGGGACGGACGCGGCAGAGCGAUGGACUUAGGGAUAAAGACGACGAUGAAGCAUAAAAUAAGGAGAGGACGGGAGGCCAGAGGGGACUCCAGAUGAAACCCCGGGGCUCAUCCUCCCGACACAGCCAUUAUUAUUAUUGCCAGCUUUAUUAUGGGCUUCAGGUCCUGCAGUUCAGGCGUUCACCACAAGAUGGCAGCAGAUUCACAUUAACAGGCUAUGGUGCUGCCCCCAGCAGAGCGCGACGCUCAUCCUCCGCCCGACGUUUACCAGAUUUUAUAGAAGAAAACUUUUAUUACGUAAUUUGUUUCAGAUGCUAAUCUCUUGUCCUGCUUCGGGGCUGAAUUUACAGCUUUUAAAAUAAUUUCCUCCACUGGAAACUGUAAUAAAUGAAACUGGAAUCUGGCGCCUCCCCCUUAUUCACAUACAGCGCCAGCCGCCAUCAUUCUUUUGCAUUUGUUAAAA